UUAGGGCCCAGGCCUUGAUAACCGGUCCCCAAGCUCCGAGGGGGCGGGUUCGGGUGCGGGCGCGGCGGGGGCUGCUGCUUCAGAAUCUGACCGGAUGAAUUUUUAAUGAGCCCACGAAGGGCUUCCAACUCCCGCCUUCUGCUUCUGAAGGGUCACUCCUCAUCCCUUUGCGCAUCAAUUUCUAAUUUUGCCCUGGGACUGACAGGACUCAGCAGGGUGUGUCUGGCAGCUACUCCAGAAAACAUGGCCAAGUUUGCCCUGAAUCAGAACCUGCCUGACCUGGGCGGCCCUCGCCUGGGCCCCGGCCCCACCGCGGGCGCCCGCAGCCCGAGCUCGCCCUACUCAGUGGAGACACCGUAUGGCUUCCACCUGGACCUGGACUUCCUCAAGUACGUGGAGGAGCUAGAGCGCGGCCCCGCCACCCGCCGCGCCGCGGCCGCCGCCGCCGAGCGCGAGCUGGAGCUGCUGCGCGCCAGCCUGGAGCACCAGCGCGGGGUGAGCGAGCUCCUGCGCGGCCGGCUGCGCGAGCUGGAGGAGGCCCGCGAGGUUGCCGAGGAGGAAGCGGCCGCGGCGGCCCAGCCCCAGCCGCGCGACGCUGCCACCCAGACCCCGUGGGGUUGUGCCGCGAAGGCCACACAGACCGAGAGCCCCGCGGAGGCCCCUUCCCUGACUCAGGAGAAUCCGGCGGGACCUGCGGAUGGGGACAGAGUCGUGGCCCCCGCGGGCACCCUGAAAUCCAUCAUGAAGAGGAGAGAUGGCACACCUGGCGCCCAACCCAGCCCCGGGCCCAAGAGCCUGCAGUUUGUCGGGGUCCUCAACGGAGAGUACGAGAGCUCUUCCAGCGAGGACGACGACAGCGACAGUGAGGACGGUGCCGCCGAUCCUCCAAGGAGCAGUUCCUCCGGCCCCGGGGACGACAGCGGCAGGGAAGUCCCGGACCCCGAGCCCGAGCCGGAGGCAGAGCUUCAGCCGGGUGCGCAGGGGAGGUGCGAGCUGAGCCCGCGAUUGAGGGAGGCGUGCGCAGCGCUGCACCGGCAGCUGAGCCGGCCGCGCGGAAUCGCCCGCGACGGCGGCGCCGCGCGCCUAGUGGCCCAGGAGUGGUUCCGAGUGUCGAGCCAGCGGCGCUCUCAGGCCGAGCCCGUGGCUGGGGUGCUGGGCGCGGUGGCGCGCCUGGGCCCCGAGCUGCUGGCCCAUGUGGUGAACCUGGCGGAUGGCAACGGGAACACGGCCCUGCACUACAGCGUAUCCCACGGGAACCUGGACAUCUCGAGCUUGCUGCUGGACACCGGGGUCUGCGAGGUGGACCGCCAGAAUCGGGCGGGCUACUCGGCCCUCAUGCUGGCUGCGCUCACCUCCGUGGGGCGAGAAGAGGACUCGGCUGUAGUUCAGAGACUCUUCCACAUGGGUAACGUCAACGCCAAGGCCAGCCAGACAGGACAGACAGCCCUCAUGCUGGCCAUCAGCCACGGCCGCCAGGACAUGGUGGCAGCCCUGCUGGCUUGCGGGGCAGACGUGAAUGCACAGGAUGCAGACGGGGCCACGGCACUCAUGUGCGCCAGUGAGUACGGGCGCCUGGACACCGUCCGGUUGCUGCUGGCCCAGCCAGACUGCGACCCGACCCUCCUGGACAAUGAGGGCACCAGCGCCCUGGCCAUUGCCUUGGAGGCCGAGCAAGAGGAGGUGGCUGCCCUGCUGCGUGCGCACCUGAGCUCUGGCCAGCAGGGCCCCCGGUCACCCCGUGAGUCCCCCGAAGCGGUGCCUGGUGCAGAAGAAUGCAGUGACCCAAGCGAAGACCCUGAGGCACAGUGAGCAGCCUGGCGUCCUGGACUGGGGGAGAUCUCUCCUCCCUCCACCCAGCCUGUGGGGGCAUGGCAGGGGCCAGGGUUUGCUAUCCAGGUGCCAGCCCUGGGCCAAAUGGCAGGCUUGUACAGCUCUGUGUUCAGGAGGGGCUCACCUGGGACCAGCAGGAUGAGCCAGGGGCUGAGUGAAAAGUGACAAGGCCCCGGAGUCCACCCACUCCAGAAUAAAACAUUACUAACUCAG
Molecule: messenger RNA, 2043 nt
Organism: Suricata suricatta (meerkat)
Lineage: Eukaryota; Metazoa; Chordata; Mammalia; Carnivora; Herpestidae
Gene: KANK3
Product: KN motif and ankyrin repeat domains 3
Exons: 13
Coding region: 106-1809 (567 amino acids)
Biological process (GO): negative regulation of actin filament polymerization
Cellular component (GO): cytoskeleton; cytoplasm
Molecular function (GO): protein binding
Source: RefSeq, a predicted model, not a curated record